GUGGUUCACUUCCGGGUUAGGAUCAUGGCGAAGGUGGUGAAGGAGCAGAAAUAUGACAGGCAGCUCAGGUUAUGGGGCGACCAUGGACAGGAAGCUCUGGAGUCGGCUCAUGUGUGUCUUAUAAAUGCCACAGCAACUGGCACUGAGAUCCUUAAAAAUUUAGUAUUGCCCGGCAUCGGUUUCUUCACCAUCGUGGAUAGUAAUGUGGUGAGAGGAGAGGAUGUAGGUAACAAUUUUUUCCUGACCAGAAGUAGUAUUGGGAAGAGUCGAGCUCAGACCGCCAUGGAGCUGUUGCAGGAGUUAAAUGAAGACGUCACGGGGAAUUACGUGGCUCAGCAUCCGGAUCAACUUCUAGAGAGUGACCCAGCAUUCUUCAACAAAUUUACUUUAGUGAUUGCCACUCAGUUAUCAGAGAGCACUUUGCUGUGUUUGGGUGAGACGCUGUGGAACGCUAAUAUUCCGCUUUUGGUUUGCCGAGCAUAUGGCUUUGUGGGCUAUAUGAGAAUAAUUGUCAAAGAACAUACUGUUAUAGAAUCCCAUCCUGAUAAUGCCCUUGAGGAUCUGAGGUUGGAUCAGCCUUUUUGUGAGCUCCGGGAACAUCUGCAGCUGUAUGACCUGGAUCACAUGGACAGAAAGGAUCACUCUCACACUCCAUGGAUUGUGAUCAUCGCCAAGUAUUUGGAGAAAUGGCGCAAAGAGAAUGCAGGCCAGAUCCCCAAAACGUAUAAAGAUAAGGAAGCUUUCCGGGAUUUGAUCAGGCAAGGCGUCCUAAAGAAAGAGAAUGGAGUACCAGAAGAUGAGGAGAAUUUUGAGGAAGCAGUAAAGAAUGUCAACACAGCAUUAAACAUCACAAAAUGUCCCAGCAAUAUUGAAGAGAUCUUUACCGAUGAGCGCUGCACAAAUAUUACACAACAGACUCCCAACUUUUGGAUUUUAGCCCGAACCAUUAAGGAAUUCACAGCCGCUGAAGGCAACGGGAGCUUACCACUGCGAGGCACAAUUCCAGACAUGAUCGCCGACUCUGACAGGUUCAUAAAGCUACAGAAUGUGUACCGGGAAAAAGCCAAAAAAGAUGCGGCAUCUGUUGAACACUAUGUCUCUAAACUACUACAAUCAGUCGGCAGGCCUCCAGAAAGCAUAGCGGAAAAAGACAUUCGUCUGUUCUGUAAAAACUGUGCUUUCCUUCGAGUUGUGCGGGGCAGAUCUCUGUGUGAAGAGUACGGUUUGGAAACUGCUAAAAAAGAUGACAUUGUAUCAUUGAUGGAGAAUCCAGACAAUGAAAUCGUCUUCUAUUUAAUGCUGAGAGCUGUGGACAGGUUUCACAAGCAGCAUGGAAGAUAUCCAGGGGUCUAUAAUUACCAAGUCGAAGGAGAUUUUGGGAAGCUGAAGACCUGUCUGAACAGUUUCCUGCAGGAAUACGGCUUAUCUCUUUGUGUGAAGGAUGAAUAUAUCCAGGAAUUCUGUCGAUACGGAGCUUCCGAACCUCACACCAUAGCUUCCUUCUUGGGAGGAACUGCUGCACAGGAGGCUAUAAAGAUCAUCACAAAACAGUUUGUCAUAUUUAACAACACAUUCAUUUACAAUGCCAUGUCACAGACCUCUGCAACGUUCCAGCUUUAGACUCGCCGCACAGAAUUAUCUUCUUCUCCGUUACUCUCUGGACAUCAAU
Molecule: messenger RNA, 1669 nt
Organism: Nanorana parkeri
Lineage: Eukaryota; Metazoa; Chordata; Amphibia; Anura; Dicroglossidae
Gene: NAE1
Product: NEDD8 activating enzyme E1 subunit 1
Exons: 20
Coding region: 25-1620 (531 amino acids)
Biological process (GO): DNA damage response; protein neddylation; ubiquitin-dependent protein catabolic process
Cellular component (GO): cytoplasm; nucleus
Molecular function (GO): NEDD8 activating enzyme activity; ubiquitin activating enzyme activity
Source: RefSeq, a predicted model, not a curated record